AUGGCAGCAGCUCCCGUGCCCUUGUACGAGUUGCCCAUUACGUUCUCCAUCGUUAUCGAAGACGAUCACCAAGCUAUCAAUCUCUGCGCCGGACGUCUAAUACAGGCCAGAACUCCUCAAGAUCGCGCCCGCUUUCUCCAGGAAGUCACCUGGCGCCUAGUCCGUCACGAUGUGUCGGAGGACCUCGUGAUGCGGCCGGCGUUCAUCGAGCAUCUGGGCGAGGAAGGGCAGCGGAUGGCCGACCACGACCGAACAGACCACGACCGAGCAAAGACCGAACUGCUCGCUCUGUUCGACAUGCCCCUGGACUCUCCCGACUUUCCUACGACAGUCCAAAAGCUCUUCUCCGAGCUGCUCGAGCACAUGAAGAUCGAGAGCGGCGAACAGAUUCCACGCCUCGAGCGCAUACUUGACCUCAGCGAGAGCCAGCGUCUCGGCAGAGAGUACAUGAAGACGCAGGUCAUGACGCCCGCUCUCGAGAUGGUCGGUAAAGACGGUGCGAAAAGGGGAGUAUGGGCCGACGUCCGCGACUAUGCCCGCACCGAUCUCCGCCAAUUCAGGGACAUUUGGGCACAAUUGACUAACGAGCAUUCUGUGAUGGGCAUCAGGAGUUACUCCCGACAACAACACAUAAAGGGCAGGUUGUGA
This is a messenger RNA of Rhinocladiella mackenziei CBS 650.93, 648 nucleotides long. RefSeq lists its product as uncharacterized. The record is from RefSeq and is a predicted model, not a curated record. Lineage: Eukaryota; Fungi; Ascomycota; Eurotiomycetes; Chaetothyriales; Herpotrichiellaceae. Bases 1 to 648 code for a protein of 215 amino acids. The transcript has a single exon.